ACGCAUGCGCGGUGAGUGGGAGCCGGGCUGUGGGGAGCGGAAGUGGCCACCUCCAGUGGGACCGGAAGAAGCCACCGGGAGCCGCUGUGUGUGAGCCGCUGCUGUGAGAUGGCCGAGGAGGAGAUCAGAGACCCGGGCACGGUGACCUUUAACGAUGUGGCCGUCUGCUUCUCCAUGCGUGAGUGGGAGCUGCUGGCGGACUGGCAGAGGAAGCUGUACCGUAACGUCAUGAAAGAGAUCCACGGGGCGCUCAAAGCCCUCGGGUACGAGAUUGCAAACCCCGGGAUCCUGGUGCGCAUCCAGCAGACGGAGGAGCCUUGUUACAGCCCGGGCAACGCGUGUAAGGAGGAGCUAUCCACGGAUGGUUGGAGGGUGCGUAUGGACGAUCCAGGAGAGAACGCGGACCACCCCGUGACCCGGCUUCCACCUAUCAAGCCCGACAUCUUACUGCGGGUGAAAACGGAGUCUGUGACCAACGAGCGGAGCUGCCAGACGUCUGCGCCGAAGGUGGAUGUGGAGCGCGCAGAUUCCAGCAGCGCAGUGUUUAAUCCGGAGCUGGCCCUGUGGAUAAAGCAGGAAGAUGGCGUGGUCGCCGCGGACCCCAGCUCCCUGCUGAGAGAGGAGCCUCCACUGCCGCCCGUGGAAGAUGUCCUCCCACACGGCCAGCCCAUAGAAGCCAGUCAGCCGCUACCGGAGGUGGUGGUGGGGAACCUGUUGCGGUACUUUGAUGAGGAGAAAGAGAAGCAUGCUCGGCUGGGGGGAACAUUGCCGUGUCUCCAUGUUCAGCAGCCGCCAUUGGUCACCACGGAAGAGGGCGCCCAUCUCUUCGCUAUAGACUGGGGGCUCCCCGUUGUUGCCGGCAGUUUCCAGGAAGGUCUGGCCACCGCCAUGGAUGGGGUCAAACAGUAUAAAUGUCCAUAUUGCGAGAAGAGUUUCUUGCGCAGCACACAGCUGAGGGAGCACCAGAGGACGCACACCGGGGAGCGACCCUACCAGUGCCUGAGGUGUCCCAAGAGCUUCAGUCGCAGCACCCAGCUGAAGGACCACCAGCGCACCCACACCGGGGAGAGGCCCUUCCAGUGCACAGAGUGUGGCAAGACCUUCACACACAGCUCCAACCUCAUCCACCACCGCCGGACCCACACCGGGGAGAAACCCCACAAGUGCAACAUGUGCCCCAAGAGCUUCAGCCAAAAUUCCGACCUCAACAGGCACCAGCGCACCCACAUGGCCGGGGACCGGCCCCACCAGUGCACGCGCUGUGACCGGACGUUCAUAUAUAAGUCCCAGCUACGCAUGCACAGCCGAGUACACGUGGUAGAGGACAUCCUGCAGGGUGUGGAGAGAGGAGGCGGGGCGGCGGAUGGAGCCUGGAGCGGCCAGCCUCUGUGACCUUCCCUCCACUCCUGAGCGGGCAGCUACCCCUCUGGCUGCUACUUGUCAUGUGCACCUUUCACCUCCUCCCGGUACAGCCGGCUGUUUUGCAUUCAUGAGAACGCAACCUUUCAGGUCACGGAGCGACUCCUGCCACAGUGAUGUCUCUAGGAUCCAGCGACUCAUUAGGAUAAACAUUGUCUAAGGUUACAAAAUGGCUGCCUCCAUUGUCUAGGAGUCUGGAACUCCGAGUAGAACACUACAGUGCUGGUCCCAGAGGGAACCGACGAACAGACUCAAUGCAACAAGCCCACUGCUCUCUGUUCCCGGGGACCGGGCCACAUUGUAACGACAGCCGAGCGUUGGAUCUGUACCUGUACGUUGUCCUGUAACUGGGACCAUAUUUCGGAGCUCCACUCCUGGAGCUGGGUUCCUGUCACUCUGUAUUUCCUACCCAGCCCCAGGAGGGGCAGUCCACAUCUACAGGAGGGGGUAAAUAGACUGAACCAAGCUCCACAGGAGCUGCUGGCGGAAUGCCUUGGAGAUUAUGUAUGAAAUCCUUCCCCCAGAUUCUCUGCCGUGGUGCACGGCGUUCUCGGAGCACCCGGGAGUCUCAGCGGGAGGGUUCCCUUCCCUUUCAUUAGGGAGUAUGGGCAGUGCGACUGUGGCCCUCUGUUAUACGCUGUAAAGGAGUAAUGUGUAUUGUCAUCAUGUGACCGGUGCAGUGUACACACCUGCUGUCUGAUAAUGCCCCCUUGCUCUCGUGUACAUCAGUGCAGGGUCCCAGGUCACUGCCAGACUCUACCAAGAGGCCGGCUGGCUGCGCUGGGACUUACAGUUCCACAGCUGGGCGUCACUGGCUGAGUGAGCAGUGUAAAUGAGUAGCGCUGUAUUUGUCCGUUACACGGCUAAUACCUCCGCACCGGCCGCCACAGAUACAGGUAGAAUUACACCCGCCGGGAGUGAAUUCAUGUAGCUUUGCACUUUGUGACACAACUAUGUAAAGGCACAUUACUAAUGUGGUGAUAAACCCUCCUCGCGACAGGUGACGCAUCAGGACCGUUGCCGUGUAAUGACGUGACAGUGACGUGUUCAGUGUGUAAUAACACUAUAAGAUAUUAAAGUAUUAAACCAUG
Molecule: messenger RNA, 2510 nt
Organism: Pseudophryne corroboree (corroboree frog)
Lineage: Eukaryota; Metazoa; Chordata; Amphibia; Anura; Myobatrachidae
Product: zinc finger protein 12-like
Exons: 6
Coding region: 109-1392 (427 amino acids)
Biological process (GO): regulation of DNA-templated transcription
Molecular function (GO): DNA binding
Source: RefSeq, a predicted model, not a curated record